This is a messenger RNA of Ostrinia nubilalis (European corn borer), 3403 nucleotides long. RefSeq lists its product as uncharacterized. The transcript has 20 exons. Lineage: Eukaryota; Metazoa; Arthropoda; Insecta; Lepidoptera; Crambidae. The record is from RefSeq and is a predicted model, not a curated record. Bases 223 to 3126 code for a protein of 967 amino acids.
AGCGCAAGCCUCAGUACGCGUUCAGAAUUCAGAGCGAGCGCACGUCGGUUCUCGCUCCCACCGCGCCAAGUAUCGCGAUUUUUUUCCCGUGCCAAGUGAUUGGAUAAUAUUUUUUUGUGUUUACACACCGUUGCUUAAGAGUGUCGUGCUGUGAUUUACAUAAUUGGAAGCUCAAAGUAAACAAACCAGUUCCAAAAACGAUGUACUAGUGAAAGAACCAAAAUGGCGUAUACCAAGUCAGUAUUAUCAUUAUUAUUAGUGAGCAUAGUUAUAAUCAACUGCCAAGAUGAUAUCCGAACACAGAAUUAUAAUAUAGACGACAUCCAAGCAGAUCUACUUAGAAGCAACGACCAGGAGUAUAGGCAUAAGGAUAUAGAACCAGAAAAGUCUAUGAUGUUCGAAGAGAAUGAUAGAAGUGAUGAUAGACCGACGACUGUAGAUUACACAACUACAGAAGACCCAGAAGAUAAUGUUAAGAGUGAAGAAGUGGAAAGUGAAGAAGAAGCAGUAACUCCAACAGAACUGCCAACAGAUACAGUUGAGAAUACUGUUUAUAGAACUAAAGCGGAGGAGGAUAUUUAUUUGGGCGAUACACAACACGCAAAAGAUACUAAGAUAGAAGCAACCACCCAGUGGACCACCAGGCCCAUGGAUGAGAUGGAAGACUUCGUGCCCAGGAUAGCUGAGCUUGGAGAUGACCUGGAGAUCACCGGACAGAGGAGUCCGAAGACUGACAACACAGACCCCAAGACUCUAAUAGACAAGCGCAACUUCGAAGUAAAACCCCGCCCUACACCAGUCGUCAGCAAGAGUUCAACCCUCAAGAGCUGGUUGGAAGACACCUGGACGCGGCCGCCAGCCGGCCUGCUGGUGCCUCUCAGGCCGAUGGCUCUGAACAGAGCGUUGGCUGUGUGGAGCGACCUGACGGUGGAAGGACUAAACGUGUCUGAUAUCGUCAUCGUGGGAUAUGACUCUAAUGGUGUGAACUGGCGCUCCAGGCACAGCCUUCAGCCCAGCAGUACGGGAAGAGGAGACCGAGCAGUCACGGAGGCUCUUUCGAAGCUGCUGCUCAAAUACCAGGGUGUGAACUCAGAUGCUAGCGGCGAUGGGACCAUGCGAGCUUUGGCAUCAGCAGCCAAGCUGGUGCCUUACGACAGCGCACUCUUCGUGGUGACAGACAAAGGAGCUGGUGACCCUCAGAGGCUGCCGUUGGCUUUGAGGGCUCUGAUUGAGAAGAGGCUCAAGGUAUACACCAUCUGGACGGACCCCAACCACCCUUCGACGGAAUCCGAAGCUGAACUUCAGGAAUUGAGGAACGUGUCCCUCCACACCGAGGGAGAAGUGCUUCCGUACUCUUUACAAGUCAUGGACAUGGAGACCUCAAGUAACCUGGCAUCAGAAGCGGAGCUUCAAGAAUGGGACCCCAUGGACUCCAUGGUGCAGACGAGGCAUGGACGCGUCAAUUCCCACAUGGAUGACGAGAAGUUUGAGACGUUACUGGUAAGGCGAGGGGGCGGCGAAGCGAUAUCGCUCGGAGUGCCGGUGGACAACGGAGUGACGGCACUCAGAGUGUACAUAGAGGGAGCUGUGGAGCACGCGGUGCUGUACCCUCCUAAUGACGCUCCUCAAAUCGACCUCUACAACAUAUCAUCGGUCAGCGCCUUUUCCCCUGCCUCCAAGACUGAAGGCCUGAUGCCCAGAGACGUUCUCCUGGUCUUCCCCGGAGUCAACUUGGAGGAGGACAUACUAUCAGUGAUACCAGCGACGCCAGUGGCCUCCGACGCAGCGAUGGUGGGUACAUGGCACCUGAGCGUGCGCUGCGACACUUGCGACUACCGUCUUUGUGUGGGUGCGCGCGCGCAACUGCAUUUUGGCGUCGAGGAGACAGAUCGGCCUGAUAUGUUGAAGUUCAGAAUCACUGGGCCAGUAGCCAGCGUGCGGGAGUCAGUUCUGAUCGACGAAUACGGCUUGGAGCUUGCCAAACUACCCUACAGCUACCCCCCAAUGACAAGAGACCCAGAGCACACCAUGGAGAGCCCAGUGGCGGAUCUGGUGGCCGACGUGCAGAUACCGAGCGUGAAAGGGUCGAGGGUAUAUGCCAAGAUCGUCGGGAGAGACACUAAGGGAGAACCCUUCGCCCGUCUAGCAGGCCCUCUCCUCCACCAAUCAGAGGUCAGGAUGGGCAGAUCAGCAGCCCUGGUGUUCCCAGACUCCAAGAACGACCUGGAAGCCGCUGAAGAAGCCAACUCCAGGAUCUACAAUGAGAGGCUGGAGUUUAACGAUAGCGUUACACCAUAUAACAGGGCCGUUUCACAGGUUGUCAACCAACGUGGUACUAUACUAACAGCGGUUCAAAUCGGCCUCGGCUCCAGACUGUACGGCGCUCCUGGUGAUAACCUACAGCUCCACUUCGAGGUGACCAACUACAGGGACCAGUCCGUCAGCUUCCGAUUCAGGGCUGUUGGAGAGCAAAGAUUCCUGAGGGGCAUCUCUCCUUUACAAGACACAAUACAGCCAGGACAGACGCUGAAUGUAGUGGUGAGCCUGUUUAUCACGGCGACAGCCACCCCUGGUCUGAGGGACUUCAUCACCUUCUCGGCUUUGAGCACUAGUGGUGACGAGCAAGUAUCCAUCUCAUCGUACGUCUACGUCAUGAGCGCUGGUACGGCUAUGAAUGACGUGUGGCCGCCGGAAGUACGUCACAACUUCCAGGGUUCAUGCAUCGGGAGGAUGGGAGAUGACUGCGCACAGCACGUGUGGUCUGCCUCUAUCAUCGCUAGAGAUGCCAACGCAGGUCUACUACGCCUAACCUCAACGCCAAUCGGUCUGUCAUACGACAGCAACUUCGUGGCCGGCUCACGGAGCGAAGUGAACGGAGUAUACAGAGCUACCUGUUGUGCGCCCAGAGUUGUGGUCACUGCGGUAGAUGCUUUGGGCAACGCAAACAGUUAUGUCAUCGAUAUAUCCAGUUACAUCACAGAGGCAGGCAUCGCUGCCAUCGUGCUCGGGGUGUUCCUAUUCAUAUUCCUCAUCAUCCUCAUCGUCCUUCUGAUCGUCUGGUGUGUGAGAAGACGGAAGGAGUCCCGAGAACUACCCUACUCCACGUCAUCAAGGAACAUCAGUUGAAGAAAUCAACGUAAAAACCGGUCGAGCUAAUUGCGAACCUCGCUGCGUCCGUACCAGAGCGACGACGUGACGUCACGGCUGCUAGGUGCGCAGUAACUCGACCGGAUUGUAUUUAUAAUUUAAAGUCAUACAAUUACAUGAUGCAUUCAAAUCUAUAUUUUUACUUUAACCUGAGAAAUGAUUUCGGGAUUUUAGUUUGUUAAUCCUUUCACUGUCAUAGCAAUAUAAUUUUUCAUUGAUUUUAUACCUAAACACAAGGGAGAAAGAUUCAAAAUAC